CUUAUUCAGUGCAGCGUUGAGAGGCAUCAGAAUGCGUUGGUGCAUACCAAGUUGUAACAGUCCUCAGUCGUUCGUUCCUACCCAAUCCGGCAAGCACGCACGGCUCGGGCGCGUUUGUAACUUUUCUUCAGAGAAAGUUUCGUAGCUUCAGAACUCAGUCUCAAGCUUCUCACUAGUCAUCUUGUUAGAAGUCACUUGUGUAGUUACAGUCAAAGUUCACGAGUUCACGAUGACCGUACCUACUACACCCACACCCACGCCAACGCAGAAUGACGCUGCAGAGCCCCAGAAGAGGAAGAAGACUCGCCGCGGCAAACGACCCAAGCGACCGUAUCCAGCAGACCGCAGUCUAGCUGGCCGGAUACGUACUGCAAUUGCAGAAGAAGAGGCGAGACGUCUGGCUACGGCGAAGCUUCACCCCGAUGAGCGAUAUGGCACAUUCUGGGAACAUGAGAAUAGCUUCGAGGAUGUGGCACGUAGCCGUAUCCAUGACCAGUGGGCGCUCGAUCGCGCAGGAUGUGCUGACGAAUGGCACUCUGAAGACGAUGCAUGGGAGGGCUGCGAGGUGUCAGAAGAUGAACCUAGCUCAGAAGAAGAGGAGGAAGCAACGGAAGAUCACGAAGUAAUCUUCAUUGACAGUUCUGAGGACGAAGCUGGAAACGAAGAUGUAGAGAUUCCGUCCGAGCUAGCGGUAACUACAGUUGUGCCAGAGACUGCGAUUCCAAGCAAUGAAAAGGGUAAAGCUGUAGCCGCCGGCAAUGAAAAAGACAACGAUGACGACAGCGAGGGCAGCGACGAUGAUGGCGACGGAAUAGCGAAGCUACAUCCUUCCCAGCCAACCGGUCAAUACCUCAUUGUCAUCUGUCGCCUUUCCGGCUGGUCAGCUGCAAAAAAAUACCAAAAUGAGGGUGACAGCUCAGCUGUUGCAAAUGGAAAGGUGGUGCAAGACCGGGUACGAGAGGGUAUUGUCCUCGGGCAGAGACUGGAGAGAUAUAGCCCAAUCCCAGUACAAUUUGCUACGAUCGUAGCUACAUGUCAUCAGCGCCCGGGGGCAUACUUCACCAACUUUGAAAAGGUUGUUAACAGGCCCCCCGCAAUGGUCAAAGAUGUUCGCCAAUUCUUCAACACUCUUCCCGAUGGCGCCAAGGUGACUGCUCUUAUCCGCGGGCCCGAUGGACUGGGAGUUGAUCCUGCAACCGUUUACUCGCUCUGCCAACUUGGCGCCAGGAGAGGAAUGAAGUUACAGCUUAUCUUCCAGUACAUCAAAGUGUACGAUAGUAUUCGCCCGUUGACUCUAACCGCAUUCAAGGGGCUUGGUUCGGUUUUGGUGCUACAGGGAAAGACGAUCUUGCAGCACAUGACAGGUGUUGAAGGCAAGAAUUCGCCAGAAGUCGCUAGACUCGAGCGCGUAUUGAGAGACCUGAAUUACUUCAAGAAUAGCGGUGUGGGUGUGGUAGACAGAAACGCACUACCAAACCAUAACCAGAUGGGCGCCUUCGAGUCGUCUGCAGGGGCAAAAGUCAAGCGCAGAAGAAGACAGGGCUGAGAAGAAGGGCGAAAGGGAAGAUGUAGCUACAGUGCGUAGAAUACAAUCACGAUGAACAGCUCUAUAGCUCCCAACCUUCGUUGCCGCUGCCUUUCUUGGGUAGACCAUCUCUUUCAAACUCAUCCCACCGUACCGUAAAGACUGGUGAUUCAAGCCACUGUUUCAGGGUAGUGCUGUCCUGUAGCUCCAGGCUCGCGGCAAGCUUGUUCAGGUUCUGGAAGUCUCGAACCUGCUCCUUCUUGGGCUUCGUGCCCGGCGAUUGGGCUGUAGCUUCACUAGAGAGAUCUUGUGAGACCUUUCGCCUCUUUGGUCCAGCGUUGUUGCUGCUCAUCUUGCGUUGUGAGUUUGAUGGCACGCGGAA
Messenger RNA from Dothidotthia symphoricarpi CBS 119687, 1907 nucleotides. RefSeq lists its product as uncharacterized. The transcript is spliced from 3 exons. Lineage: Eukaryota; Fungi; Ascomycota; Dothideomycetes; Pleosporales; Dothidotthiaceae. Bases 230 to 1546 code for a protein of 438 amino acids. The record is from RefSeq and is a predicted model, not a curated record.